UUCGCACAAUGGACAAUGUACAGGACAAAACCGUGAUGAUCACCGGUGGAGCCGGCGGUCUGGGCAGCGAAUUCAUCAAGAUAGUACUGGAGAAUAGUGCGAAAAAAGUCGCCGUUGUGGACUUGCCAACGUCGCAGGUUCGAGCGAAAAUUGCCGAGUUCGAGAGCAAAUACGUGAAGGAGUACGAGGAGACGUUCAAGAAGAUCGUAGACGCGUUCGGUUACUUCGACAUCCUCGUGAACAACGCCGGGAAGCUGAACGACAAUAAGCUGGAGCAGAUGAUCGACCUGAAUACCACAUUGCUGAUACGCAGCUCACUAUUGGCUAUAGAGUACAUGGGGAAGCACAAGGGAGGUAAAGGUGGUUUGAUCAUCAACAUCGCGUCCGUAGCCGGCCUGAGCGCGAGCUACAUAGUACCAAUCUGCUCUGCCACGAAGCACGCAGUUGUCGGUUUGAGCCAGACCGUGGCGUACUGCUAUCACAACACUGGAGUACGCAUUGUCACGUUAUGUCCGGGAUUCACGGCAACGUCGAUCGUCAUCAGUUCGUUGGAUAAUGUAGUCUUAGAUUUCGUCAAACCUAAGAUCUCCGAAAAGUACGCGCCAUUCGGGCCGGCACAGGCGAAGGACAAUGUGUCGCGUGCGCUACUGCAUCUUACAUGCUUGUGUAUCUAUAUUUAA
Messenger RNA from Harpegnathos saltator (Jerdon's jumping ant), 680 nucleotides. RefSeq names its product 15-hydroxyprostaglandin dehydrogenase [NAD(+)]-like. The record is from RefSeq and is a predicted model, not a curated record. The transcript has 2 exons. Gene Ontology annotation, cellular component: cytoplasm. Lineage: Eukaryota; Metazoa; Arthropoda; Insecta; Hymenoptera; Formicidae. Gene Ontology annotation, molecular function: oxidoreductase activity, acting on the CH-OH group of donors, NAD or NADP as acceptor. The coding region runs from base 9 to 680 and encodes 223 amino acids.